Leptopilina boulardi is the source of this 10909-nucleotide messenger RNA. RefSeq names its product ras-related protein Rab-37 (gene Rab26). The transcript is spliced from 2 exons. Gene Ontology annotation, cellular component: Golgi apparatus; endosome. Gene Ontology annotation, molecular function: GTPase activity; GTP binding. NCBI's taxonomy places the organism in Eukaryota, Metazoa, Arthropoda, Insecta, Hymenoptera, Figitidae. The record is from RefSeq and is a predicted model, not a curated record. The coding region runs from base 193 to 4515 and encodes 1440 amino acids.
AAAAUAUUUAACUGACCAUCUUGUUUUCAAUGCUUCAUUUCUCUAUCGGAGACAAUUUGAUGCAGUUGUUUUGCUUUACAAGUGGUCAUUCACGGUUUUCUAUGGAAAAAUUAAAACUUUACAACAGUGUAAAAAUACAACAGCAACUGUAAAAACAUUGAAAAAUAAAAACAACAAUAACCGAAUCGGCUCAUGAUGAACGACACAUCAGUUUUCGUACAACAUUCAUCGAAUUUUCAGUUCCUAUCUAUUUGUCACUACAUUACCACUCUCGGAGUUAUCUUUUAUAACAAAGGCCUAAUUACGUUGAAGCAGCGAAAUCAAACUGUCCCUGUACUCAAUACUUAUUUUCAAUACCUUCAUAAUUCCAACAAUGUAUCCGAGAAAAAACUCCAACUUCUAAAAAAUGUACUAAUAGGAACUGAUCUCUAUGGUGGCGGCGAAAAUGAAACACUCGAUUUGAAAUAUGUAAAUGAAACAUACCAGUACAUCUUAAACACUGCUCUCUUUUCUCACUAUGGACAUAUUACCGGAUAUUUAGCAGGUAUAAUCAACAAGGCAGAUAAUACAUCUUAUUCCAAACUUAUGAAAACCAUAAAGCAGGAACUCUUUAACAAUUACACCAGUAUAGAUUACUGUUUAAAAACAAACAAAAGCAAAAAACUCACUUUUUUGUCUGCUAAAAAAGUGUUUUUUGAAUAUAUACUGCCAAUAUUUCCCGAGCCAGAAAAUAAAGAUAUGAACAUAAUGGAAGUGGAUUAUUUAUACGCAAUGGCUGGUUUAAAAAUUGUCAAAUCCAUACUUGGAGAAACUCUAAACGCUUCGUUUGGUGAUUUAAUUUCAAUUACACGAGAGUUUGAUUUACAAGAGGCUUACGGUAACGAAACUUAUGAAAUAAUGUUAGCAGCUUUUUCAACACCGGCACUAUUUUUUUACGCCUCUAAGGAAAAAGAAACAUUCAGAGAGAAAUAUCAAACUUUGUUUAAUGCAGAAUUUUGGAAUGAAGUUUAUGAAAAUUUAUUUUCAAAUAUUAAUUUAGAAAUGAAUAAAAUUGAAAAUCAUUAUUUUGAAAACAACCUUUAUUACAAACUCGAAAAGGAAAUAAAAGAAUUAAAAAAUCGAAGAUUAUUGGCAACAACUAUACUAGAGAAACAUUGUAACUAUUCUGGUUUUAAAGAACAUGAAAAUGAAUAUGUGACAAACUAUAUGUCAUAUUAUCAUUUCUUUAUAAAAAUAAGUGUUCCUUCUGGUUGUUCCGUAAAAAAUCUACCCGAAUUGAAAGUUGUUUAUGAGAAACAGUUUGAAAAUGUAAGAAAGACAAAAUAUGAAAUUGAAAAGAUUGCAAUAAGAAAAGUUUUAAAUGACAGUAAAGUAAUAGAAAAAUUAGACUCAAAAUCUAUUGUUAGUGAUGCAAAAGCGAAAGAUUAUCCAAUGUACAUGGCGAACAUGCCACCUAUGGCAAGUAAAAUAAACCCCAAAGUAUACCUACUGUUUGCAAUUAAAGAAGAAGGAAAAACAGAUUUUUAUGCCAUUAUAGAUAACGAUAAUGUUUUGUCAUUACUCGUAAGAAGUGAUAACAAACAAGAGUUUGGUAAUGUAAUUGCUAAUGAUCCAUAUACAGAAAUGGAAAUAAAUAUAAUUGCCAAUGAUUUGAAAUUCGCUCAUGAAGAUAGCGAAGCAUUUAUUGAAAGGAUUGCCGAAAUAAAGACAAGACAAUUUGUAAAUAAGCUAAUGGUCGACUAUAAAAAUGAAACUACAAAAGAGAAGGUUUUUAAUUUUCUAAAAAUACUUGUACCAUUUUACAAUUGUAUUGAAAGCGUAAAAGCGGAUAGCAAAACUGGAGCCGCAAUAAGCUGUCCUUCAGAUGUUCUCACCUUACUUCCUGUAGAAAGUCUUGCCACAAAAUACGCAACAAAAAUGAGCGACAACUUUGUAAUUGGAUUAAGCGAAAAAUAUUUAAUUAGAAGUACUUUUGCAAGUACAGCAAGUGCCAGUAGAUUAACUUCAUUAUAUCAAGUUUCAAAAGUGUUGGCGAGAUCCGUUUCGCAGGAAAUUUUUACCAAGCACCUGUUAAAAGAUUUAUCUAUUACCUUCCUACGAGUUAUAGAUCCUGGAAUUGAAUCAAUCAACAACUUAGGCAAGUUUGGCUACCAAAAAUUGCACAAGAUAUAUAACACUAUGAUUAAAAAAAUUCCAAAAAAUACAAAUCUAAAAUUGUUAUUAACAACUGUGUUAAAAAAGCUUAAUACGAAUAUGAAACUGUCAACAUUUAAUGGUCUGAUACCAAAGGUUCUGAGAGACGAGAAUAAUUAUAAACUCGUUCAAUACUAUUAUCCGAACGGUGAAAAUUUCUUUGGACCCACAUGCAUAUCAUCAUUUGGAAAUACUGCAGAACUAAGAACCAUUGAAGGCAAUCCGUUUCAAGUUCCCGUGUUGCCAACAAAAGAUGACAUAAACAAAAUUUUCUAUCGUGAAUAUAUUCCAGCAACUACUGAAAUUUCGAAUGUGAAACUGGAAAUGGGAGAAAAUGAUCUACUCCGAAGUGACUUACCUUAUCUUAAUGCAGAUACGAAAAUAAUACCUACUUAUAAAGUUAUUCCCGAAACUUCAAAGGGAUCUGGAGACCUUUAUUCUAAGGAAAGUUUGACAAAUAUUGAUGUGUCUGGAAUGGAAAGACAUGAGAUUAUUCGAAAACUUAUUCCUUAUCUUAAUUUAGAUGAAGACAGGAAAAUAAUAAAAGAUUAUAUAGUUUAUCAUAAUACGAAUGAAUGGAAUAAGACGCCAAUGAAUCCAGAUACGUCACAAGGAAACGUGCCAAGUGAAUUACAAAGUGAUAACAUUCCGUCAACUUCAAGGCUAUCUGAAGGAUUGGUUCAAAGUAACUUCAAAUCUACACUUUGGUAUGGAGAAAAUAAUUAUCGUGAAAUGUUAUUAUCUUUAGAAGACUUAAAACCUAAAAAUUGGGCUGAUUUAUACAAAAAGAAAGAAAGAUUAAUAAUGUUACAAAAGAAUAUCGAGAAAAUACGUUGGAAUCAAGACAGGGUGUUUCAUGAAAUGCCAAAAGAACUAUGGUUUAAACAAACAUUAAACAGACCCUAUAUUGUUAAGUAUUUGGAGCAAAUGAAAGGACAGGAUUUUUAUUUCAAUGAUAUUACCCUAUUGACAGAUAUUCGUCCAAGUGAAAUUAAUCUUGUUAAUAAAAAAUCAUACUCCUUAACAACAGAAAUUCGUUAUCACAUGACAAUUGAUUCUCAAUAUGGACUUGUUGAUUUGGCUGAAUUUGAUAAGAGUUGGAAAAACCAAUUUGUUGUUUUUCCAGAACUCGAAUUUCACGUAGUAAAUGCUGAAUUCAAAAAUGGAAAGGAUUUCUUACUUUUAGAACUAAAACAAAAGCCAAUAUUGAAAUCAAAUUGGCAAAUACAAAGACUGCAGAAUAGACUUUCACUGAAUAAUAAAGAAGUAAAUACAUAUCCAAGAAGUGUAAAUAUCGAGAAUGCGGCUAAUCUUAUCUCAUUAAACAUUCCUCUGCGUAGAGUAACUGAAAGGGAAAAAUUCUUAAAAAGUUACAUUUUAAGAAUUGAUCCAAUUGAAACUCGUGUUCCUACUUAUGAAAUGUUGGCAGGUGAUAUAAAUGCAGGUAUAAUACCUUCUGAAAGAUUUAACGAAUGGAAAAUAACAAAUCACAUUUUUAUUGAUGAUGUUCUAUUUGAAGAAUCUGCAUAUCAGGUUAAAAAUUUGGAAAUUGCAGAACAAACUAUAAAUUAUAUUUUUGAUGAGACUCAUUUACAGAAUGUUGAAACUGUGUAUGAAAUGUAUAAGUUACUUUCAAUUUGGCAAAGUAUGCGAUUUGAGGAUUAUUAUGUACUGUAUUCACAUUUGUCAAAAACUUUACCAAAAAAUUUACAUGCACAAAGAUGUCUUUCAGCAGCACUAAACAGAUUGGCCCUUAGACAGUGUGAUAAUAAAUUUAUUAAAAUUCCAAACAUACUUUAUGGUGCUUGCCCAGUAAAUAGCAAAAUUUGGCAAGAAAUGUUAUCAAUUAAAAAAUUUCGUAAGAAAUUGAAAGCAAAUAAUGUGCUUGUUUAUUCUAAUGCUGAAGAUGCUAUAAAAAAUGUUCGCUUGACUACUGAAUUAAACCUAUUCCUAUUGAUUAAAUAUGAAUUUAAAAAUCCAUCUGGAAUAGUGUACAUUGAUCCUAAUUAUUUCGAAGUUCCAAAGGAAGUGUAUUAUAUUCAUGACACAAUCAAAUUGCGGAAUUUCGGGAAAGAAAUUACACCCGUUAAUGGAUUUGAUUUUUUCACAUUGGUAUUGCAGGAUGUUGAAAUUACAAAAGAAGGACGAAUGGUUAAUUCGGUAAAAAAGUUAAAUAAAUUAUUUUCAACUAAUGAUAAAUUUUAUAUUAAUCUAUAUCCACGAGAAAGUUUCAAAGUUAUUGAUUUUGGAAAAUCGAUGGAAACUGGAUAUCCCGGUAAGAAGCGAAGAAUUGAAAAAAAUUCAGAAUCUGAAUUCCUUUGAAUUGGUGAAUUUACGUUUUUAUUCAAUUCCUCGAUGAAGCAAAAAAAAGUAAAAAAAAAUCUAUUCUUCUUAAUUGACUUGGCCAAAAUUUAUACUCUAAAUUAUACAUGUACUCUGACGCAGUCAAUUGUAAAACAUAGAAAUGCCUCAUUUAUUCUCCACAUUUUCUAUUCCUCUAAAUGCGCUCCAAAUGGCCUGACAUAUAGUCAAUUUAUAGAAAUAACCACAUCUUCAUCACUUUUCAAAUUUCUUAUUCCUUUCAAUACGCUUUGGAAAUUUGGACGCUGCGAUUGAAAGGAAUAGACAUUUAAAAUUUAGUCUCCAAACAUUUCAUUUUUUUCUAUUCGCUUCCAAGAAGUUUGAAAAUAAAAAACUUUGCGCAUUAAGAAAAAUAAGAAGUUUGAAUUCUUUUCUAUUGACUCAUCUGUACUGGGAAUAGAAAAAAUGAGUAUUCAUUACUCAAUCUUGGAUUUUCCGACGAGUUGACUCUGAGACUCGAACCCUCGAUCAUCAUAGCACUCAACCGCACUGAGAGCGCCUUAACGCGCUCGACCAGGGGAGGCUAUGAAAAUUUUUGAGAAAAUUUCUCUUAUAACGAACAUAUUAAACAGAUACUUAUAUUAUUUUGUAAAGUCAUCAAACAGCUUUUCAGAUGUUCAUUAUUACAAAAAGUAUAUUAUAUAGUAUAUAUAUUUUUAUGAACAUUAAUAAUAUCAGUUAAUAAUUUUGUCAAUUUAAAUAGUUUUAAAUGAUUAAUUGUGUUAAUGAAUAAAAAUUACAAAAUUUUUCCAUCUUUUCAACACAAAAAUGGAAUAAGAAUUUUAAUACCUAAUUUUAAUGUGAAGUUUAUUAACUUCGACAUUUUAAUUUAGAAUGACAUGGACAUGAACUUAAAUUUCAAUCAAGUGAACUCUGCUUACAUUCCAAUUUUUUCGAAAAUAAAUUAAGUAACAAUGUUUAUAUAGCAAUAAUUGAAAAGAAUUCAGAGUUCCAAUUCUUUUAAAUGGGAGAUAUUACGUUUUCAUUCAAUUUCUCGAUGAAGCAAAAAAAAGUAGAAAAAUCAAUUCUUCUUAAUUGACUUGGCUAAAAUUUAUACUCUAAAUUAUACAUAUUCUUCUUAACAACUGACGCAGUCAAUUGUAAAACAUAGAAAUGCCUCAUUUAUUAUCCACAUAUUCUAAUCUUCUAAAUGCGCUCCAAAAUGCGAUAUUUAAAAUUUACUUUCCAAACAUUUAAUUUUUUUCUAUUCGUUUCCAAAAGUUUGAAAAUAAGAAACUUCGCGCAUUAAGAAAAAUAAGAAGCCUGAAUUCUUUUCUAUUGAGUUAUCUCUACUGUGAAUAGAAAAGAAUUCAUUUUGCUUCCUCGUGGAGGAAGCUAUGUAGUCCUUUCGUUUAUAAACUUUUUAAAAAUGGUGAAAACAAAUUUUCCUCUAUAUAGAAACAUGUUAUAUGAGAUCCUGAUCAAUUGUCCGGAUGUAUGUAUGUGUGUGUGUAUGUGUGUGUGGAUCGUUUUUGUGAACACGAUAUCUUUAACAGGUUUUAAUGGAUUUGGAUAAAAUUUGGUAGGCUUAUUUAACUCAUUAAUCUCUCAAAAAUGACGAGAGGAUUUUUAAAAAUACCCCAAAAAAAAAAUUUUAUCGUCUUUUUUCCAAAAAUUUUUUUUUAAUUGAAAAAAUUUUUAAAUCGAAAAAUUUAAGGUAAUAUAUAAUAUAAUCGUCUUCUUUAUGUCAAGAUGAAUCGAUUGAUAUAUAUAAAGUAUAGAUUUGAUUGAAAUUUAAAGAAUUAAAGAAAGUUAAAAAAUCAAAAAUUCUCAUUUUAGCUAAAAAAUGAUGUGUUUAUUUAAAUUCAUGUUUAUAUAUGAAAUAAUUUUAUUCCCUGCAUUGAAACGAAUUGGUUGGUAUAUAUAAAGUAUAGAUUUGAUUUAAAAUUUGAGAAUUAAUAAAAAUUGAAAAAUCGAAAAUUCAUAUUUUAGCUAAAAAAUUUUGUGUUUUUUUUAAAUUCAAGUUGAUGAAUAAAGUAAUUGUAUAUUCCUUGCAUUAAAACGAAUCGAUUCGUAUAUAUGUUACGGGAAAAGUCCGAAGUUGGUAAAUGUGCACAUUUACUGGUUAAUGUGCACAAUUACCAAUGCAGUUGGUAAAAGUGAGAAAUGUCUGUUUUAAAUUAAAAAUUUCGUACAUUUACCAAGUAAAUUGGUAAUUGUGCACAAUCACCAACAGAAAUUGGAAAAUGUACGAAAUGUCUAAAUUGAAUCAAAGAUUUCUCACUCGUACCAACUACCUUGGUAAAUGUAGAUAGUUUGUUUUGUUUAUAUUUCAAUUAAAUAGUAAUCAAAUGCCUAUAAAGGAAACAGAAUAAUUAGAAUAGAAUGUUUAUUCUGCUAACCUCAGUAUUUCGUUUAGUUCGCUUUCGACAGUGAAAUUGCGAGUAUAUUUUAAAUUUUGCCUGUAAAAAUGAGUGAAGAAAUUGUAAUUUCCGAAGUGAAAAAAAAAUUUUAUGAAAUUGCAACAAAGAUUAUAGAAGGGAAAAAAAUAAUUCUGUUUAUUUGUCGGAAGUAGAGUAUAAUAAGGUGUUGAAAGAAGUGUGUGAUGCGAAAUUAAAAAUAAAAAAGAAAACGAGUGCUGAUUUUCGACGUUUGCGUCGAUAUGACGUGAUAACAAUAUAAAUAAAUAAAUAAAACUUUUCCAAUUUAUUUUUUUGUAAAUGUCAAUAAUAACGAUUAAAGUUAUAAUAUAAAUAAUAGCAGACAAAAUUUUAAACCUUCAAUAUGUCCGGCACUUCUAUUUACCCCUUUUUGUGGUAACUAUCUACAUUUACCAAGGUAGUUGGUACGAGUGAGAAAUCUUUGAUUCAAUUUAGACAUUUCGUACAUUUUCCAAUUUCUGUUGGUGAUUGUGCACAAUUACCAAUUUACUUAGUAAAUGUACGAAAUUUUUAAUUUAAAACAGACAAUUCCCACUUUUACCAACUGCAUUGGUAAUUGUGCACAUUAACCAGUAAAUGUGCACAUUUACCAACUUCGGGCUUUUACCGUAACAUAUAUAAAGUUUAUGUUACACUCAAAAUUAAUUAACAUUUUCUUUAUUUUUCAAAAAAUUUAAUUAAUUUAAAACAUUUUUAAUUCGAAAGUUUUUAAAUCAAUCAAUUGAAUUGGACAAAUUCAUUGCUUCCUUCACGAGGAAGCGAAUUUUUUGCUUCACAUAAUGAGGAAGCAUAAUGUUUAUGAAAUAAACAUAAAGGACCCCCUUCUUGUUUUAUAUAUUUUGAUGUUUACUGAGGUAUUGAGUAAAAACGUAAAUUCACCCAUUCAGAAGAAUUGAAAAUGAUCAACUUAUGUUUAAUAUACAAUACAAAAUUUCAUUCUUUCUCUAUUCUUCGCUUCUUACCGGGUAGUUAAAUAAUUUCAUUCAGUACACUAUUGUUUCACUUCCAUUUUUACACACACUGAAAAAGUUCAGAUUUACAGUAAAAAUAUUUGUUUAUUCAACUUUUUUAAAAAUGUCUUUAAUUAGUCAAUAAGUAAAUAUUAACUUAUAUUCUUUUAAAAUCUUAAAAUUUAUAUUCAUUUUCUUUCGCUUCUUAUAAUAUUUUUAAAAAAAUUGAAAUAGGUAAUUAGGAAUUAUUAAUAUACUCGCCAGUUUUUUCAUUCCUUUCAAUACGCUUUUAGAAAUCUGACGCAGUCGAUUGCAAGGAAUAGAAAUAUUUAAUUCUUAUUACAAAAUUCCCAUUCCUCUGAAUACGGUCCUAAAAACUUGACUCAGGCGAUUGCGAGGCAUAGAAAUACUGAAUUUAUACCCUAAAUUUCCCAUUCCUCUGAAUAUGCUCUUAAAAACCUGACGCAGUCAAUUGCAAGGCAUAAAGAUACCUCAUUUCGACGCCUGCCGUUCAUAUAAUGCUUAUUGAAACUGCAAUGCAAUAUAAGUCUUAUUCAAAUUUUUGUGCCAUAUAAGUUUUAUUGAAAGUUCAGUGCUAUAUGAUUCUUAUUCAAGUUUCCGUGCAGUACAAUAAUUGUAUUGAAUAAGAAUUAUAUAGCACUGAACUUUCAAUAAGACUUAUAUGGCACAAAAAUUUAAAUAUGACUUAUAUUGCAAAAAAAAUUGAAUAAGACUUAUAUAGAAUAUUGCAGUUUCAAUAAGCAUUAUAUGAACGGGAGGCGUCGAUUUAAUCUAGAAAUUUUCUAUUCCGUAAAUACGCUCCUGAUGUUAUGGUACAGUCAAUUAAAAGGAAUAGACAUAUCCACUUCACUCUCCAAAUUUCUUAUUCCUUUCAAUGGGCUUCAGAAAUUUUGAUACUGUCGAUUGAAAGGAAUAGAUAUUUAAAAUUUACUCUCCAAAAAUUUAAUUUUUCUCUAUUCGCUACCAAAAAUUUGAAAAUAUGAAACUUUGCGCAUUAAGAAGAAUAAGAAGUCUGAAUUCUUUUCUACUGACUUACCUCUACUGGGAAUAGAGAAGAAUUCAUUUUUCUGAUAUUUUGAUGUUCAGUGAGGAAUUGGGUAAAAACGUAAAACAGCCUAUUCAGAAAAAUUAAAAAUUCUUAACUUCUGGUCUAUGUAUACAAACUUUCAAUUUUUCUCUAUUCCUCGCAUCUUACCGGGAACCUAUUGUUCAAGGAGAAUUGGUAAUUGAUAAUAUUCCGUCAACUUCAAAACAAUCUGGACAACUUACUUCGCAAGGAACUUCUCAGUAAAAAAAAAUUAGGAGUAAGCGAAAAGAAUUGGUGGUAACUUAAGCUGUAUUCGGUUUGGCGAAAAAACUGAAUUGGAACGUUACGGUGAAUUAUUUUUUUCUUACCAUGAAUUCUUUUCUUUUGAACAUUUGAAUUGACGUUUGUUUAUUCGAGUUUACAUUAUAAAUGAAAAGAAUAAAUGUUUCGAAGUCUAAAAAAUCCGAUUUGGAAUAAGAAGUAUAUAAUUUUUUAAAAAGAAAUAAAAGUACCUUUGUUAAGGGUUUGGAGAAUUUAAAAGAAAAAGUGUUUUAUUUUAAUGAUCUUACUUUUUUGACAGAUAUUGCAUCCAAAAAAUUGUCAAAUUUUGCCUUAGAGAACAAAGUACGUUUUCACAUAACGAUGAAUUCUCAAUUUCGAUUUAUUGAUCUUUCUGAAUUUCAGCAUACUUUGAAAAACCAAUAAAUUUUAUUUCCGGAAAUUGAGUUUACUGUGGAGAAUACUUAUUACAUUAAAAGAGAGCCUAUUUUACAAAUAGAUCAAAAAUAGUUCAAAAACCAAUUAAGAAAGAGAAAUGGAUUAAAAUUAGAGAAGAAAAUUCAAAGUUACUUGACAAUCUAGAAAAAUAUCAAUUAAAAAGGUGCACAGAUAUUAAAGAUGCUGCAUACUCCAAAUCCACUAGAAUACCUUUACAUAGAUUGAGAGAUUCGAAAAAAUGUUAAAAGAAUAUAUAUUAAGAUUAGGUUCCAGUGAAUAUACACUGUCUUAUAAAUCAUUGGCAGAAGAUAUGUUUUCAGGAAACUCAAUUGAUAAAAUUUAUGGAAGCCUUAAUAUAAAAAAUAACAUUUUGAUUGAUGAUGUGAUGUUUGAAUACUCUUUGUAUGAAGUUAAAAAUUUAGAAUCUGCAGAGAGAACUGUUGAGAAAAUAAUUUGUAAUAUUUAUAUACAGGAGAUUGCAUUAAAAUUAUUGAAAAUAUUUAAAAAUUAAUCUGAAGUCUUGUAUCUAUUUGACUGAAUGCUUGAGUAUAUCUCUAAUUGAAUGCAACAAGGCCCGAAACAAUAAAUGAUUAUUGUUGACUUAUAGAUAAAAAAUAUUCUAUUCAUUUAAUGUUUUCAUCAUCGAUUAACGUCAGAGAAUAUUAAAUUUCUUUUAAUAUUUAUUUUAUUCGGAAAAACUGAUAUAGAAUUCAGGGUGUCGAUUAUGUAAUUUGAUUUGACGUCAAAGUCAAAUUUAAUUCAACAAAUUCAUUGUUUUAUUUAACUUAGACGUUAAAUUAAAAUUUAAUUUUUUAUUUCAAUUUAACGUCGCAUUCAAAUUUAUUUUUUUAUAGCAAUUUGACGUAUUGCAAUCAAAAAAUAAAUUUGACGUCAAAGUCAAAUCAAAUUAUAUAAUCGACUCCCAGUAAAAAUACAGAAUUACACUCGAUUAAAAUGAUUCAUUUUAUUAAUAAUAUACCAUCAGACGUUUCGACAUCAACGUUAAUGUCCUUUUCAGUGUAGAUAAUUAAAUAAUUUGUUGAAAUAAAAAUUCGUUAACAUGUACUCUGACUUGAUUCGGCGAGAUGAUUCUUUGGCACAAAAAUAAUUAUCAUUAUAAGAGCAUAUAAAAAAUAAUAAUCUGACUAAUAGUUAUGUAUAUUUUAUAUAUUUAUUGUAAAUUAUAUAUUUCUCAUAAUACAUAAAUUAACAUAAGUUGUAUUAUUAAUAUUGUUUAAUAAACAUUCUAUUAUAGUAUA